Amborella trichopoda is the source of this 1800-nucleotide messenger RNA. RefSeq names its product 3-ketoacyl-CoA synthase 5. Gene Ontology annotation, biological process: fatty acid biosynthetic process. Gene Ontology annotation, molecular function: acyltransferase activity, transferring groups other than amino-acyl groups. Gene Ontology annotation, cellular component: membrane. The record is from RefSeq and is a predicted model, not a curated record. Lineage: Eukaryota; Viridiplantae; Streptophyta; Magnoliopsida; Amborellales; Amborellaceae.
UCCCCCUCAUACCAUAAACGACUCAUAUAAACAUCGGAAAGCCAGAGUUCGCUAGCACAAUCGCCAGAAAAAUCAGAGGGAAUCCCACAAACCCAAAGGGAAAUCGGCCAUGCCAGCCUCUCAAAACAUGCCUAAUUCCCAGAGCUCAGUUAGUCACAAAUAUGUGAAACUUGGCUACCAGUACAUUGUAAACCACCUUCUCACCUUUCUCUUAGUCCCUAUAAUGGCAGCCGCUGCCAUUGAGCUUUUCCGAUUGGGUCCGGAGGAGAUCCUUCGCCAGUGCGACUCUCUCCGCUUAGACCUCGUCCAAAUACUUUGUUUGUCUCUCUUCAUUGUUUUCAUGGCCAGUCUCUACUUUAUCUCCAAGCCACGCCCCAUUUACUUGGUUGAUUACACAUGUUAUAAGCCACCAGACAGUUGCAGAGUACCACGCUCUCUCUUUUUAGAGCACAUAAGCCUCUCGCCUUGCUUUGAUCCAGAAAGUGUAAAAUUUCAGGUUCGAAUACUGGAGCGGUCUGGUUUGGGAGAAAGGACCUGCGUGACUCCCUCUCUUUUCUAUAUACCGCCAGACCCGACCAUGGCUGAUGCUCGAGCUGAUGUUGAGCUCGUUAUCUUCUCUGCCGUCGACGCAUUAUUUAAACGCACGGGGAUCAAGCCUGAAGAAGUUGAUAUCUUGAUAGUGAAUUGCACUGUGUUUUCGCCGACUCCUUCCCUCUCAGACAUGGUGAUCAAGAAGUUUAAGAUGAUGAGCAACAUCAAGAGUUUCAACCUCUCUGGGAUGGGAUGCAGUGCCAACCCCUUAGCUGUCGAUCUAGCUCGUCAUUUAUUGCAGGUGCAUGCAAAUGCGUAUGCAAUGGUGGUGAGCACGGAGAUCUUCACCACCAACUGGUACAACGGCAACCAGCGGUCCAUGCUCCUCCCAAACUGUCUCUUUCGGAUGGGGGGUGUAGCUCUCCUGCUCUCUAACCACCGCUACGAGAGCUGUCGUGCAAAGUACCGUUUGGUGCAUGUUGUGCGCACCCACUGUGGCGCUGAUGAUCGCGCCUACCGCUGUAUUUCGCAGGAGGAGGAUCUCCAACAAAAUGUCGGCAUGUCUCUCUCCAAAGAUCUCAUGGUUAUUGCAGGUGAAGCCCUCAAAUCGAAUAUCACGACUAUGGGACCCCUCGUUUUGCCAGCAUCUGAACAACUUCUCUUCCUUCUCUCUCUAAUUGGUCGAAAGAUAUUUAACCUAAAGUUGAAGCCUUAUAUUCCUGAUUUUAAACAAGCUUUUGAGCAUUUUUGCGUACACGCUGGAGGGAGAGCAGUGAUCGAUGAACUGGAAAAGAAUUUGCAGUUGCCUCCUGAACAUGUUGAGGCAUCGAGGAUGACACUUCACAGGUUUGGGAACACAUCAUCGAGUAGUUUGUGGUAUGAGAUGAAUUACAUUGAGGCUAAAGGCAGGAUGAAAAAGGGAGACAGGGUUUGGCAAAUUGCGUUUGGGAGUGGGUUUAAAUGCAAUAGUGCGGUUUGGAAGUGCAACAGAAGCAUCAAAGUGGGGACAGACGGGCCAUGGGCAGAUUGCAUCGACCAAUACCCUGUGCAUAUCCCGGAGGUUGUCAAGCUCCAGCAAUUAUAAAUAGUGUAUAUUGUGGAUAUGCUUUUUACAGAAAGUAUAUAUGAUUGGUAAUGUAUAUGGAUAGGUAGGUAUAAUAUCCUAUAUUUUUCGUAAGAUUGGAUGUUGUAGGAUAUGCUACAUAGAAAUACAGUGUCAAAAAUAUGAAGAUAAAAAAGAAGUCGUAUGGAUUGUUGAUAGUUGUAGCA